CGCGCGCGACCGCGGCCCGAGACGCCCGCAUGCCGCCCCGCAGCCGCCCCCGCGCGCCGCCCGCCGUCGGAGCAGUGUACCGCGUCACGAUGCGCGCCGGCACCAUGCGCCGAGUGCUCACGUGGAGCCUCCUGGCGCUGACGGCCGUCGUGGCCGCCGCAUCCUACGACCGCGAGCGCCUCGAGAUCGCCAAGCAGAUCCUCGAGGAGGUGCCGCUGAUCGACGGACACAACGACCUGCCGUGGAACAUCCGCAAGUUCCUCCGCAACCAGAUCAACGAGUUCGAGCUGGACCAGGACCUGACGCGCGUGGAGCCCUGGUCCAUCUCCAAGUACUCGCACACUGACCUGCCGCGCAUGCGCGAGGGCAUGGUGGGCGCACAGUUCUGGUCUGCGUUCGUGCCGUGCGGAGCUCAGAACAAGGACGCCGUCCAGCUGACCCUGGAGCAGAUCGACGUCAUCCAGCGCAUGGUCGAGAAGUACCCGCAUCACCUCAAACUGGCCACCAAUGUCAAUGACAUCCUGGAGGCGCACAGCGCGCGGCCGCGCAAGAUCGCGUCGCUCAUCGGGAUCGAGGGCGGCCACUCCAUCGGCAACUCGCUGGCCAUCCUGCGCGCCUACUACCAGCUCGGCGUGCGCUACAUGACGCUCACGCACACAUGCAACACGCCCUGGGCUGACUCGUCCAACGAAGCGCCAGGGGUUAACGGACUCAGUGAAUUUGGAGAGAAAGUGGUCCGCGAGAUGAACCGGCUGGGCAUGAUCGUGGACCUGUCGCACGUGUCGGACAACACCUCGCGCGCCGCCAUCCGCGUCUCGAAGGCUCCCGUCGUGUUCUCCCACUCCUCGGUCUACUCGCUGUGCGCUCACAAGCGGAAUGUGCCUGAUGAUAUCAUUCUGGCUCUGAAGCAGAACAGCGGCAUCAUCAUGGUGAACUUUUUCCCGGACUUCGUGAAGUGCGCGCCCAACGCCACCAUCUCCGACGUGGCCGAGCACUUCCACUACCUGAAGCGCAUCAUCGGCGCCGACUACAUCGGCAUCGGGGGCGACUACGACGGCGUCAACAGGGUGCCGCGCGGGCUGGAGGACGUGUCCAAGUACCCGGAGCUGUUCGCCGAGCUCCUGCGCAGCGGCCAGUGGACCGUGCUGGAGCUCAAGAACCUGGCCGGCCUCAACAUGCUGCGCGUCAUGAAGGCCGUCGAGAAGGUCCGCGACGAGAUGAGGACCAACGGCGUGGAGCCCGAGGAGCACCCGGACUCGCCCGCCGACAACGGCAACUGCACCAGCAACGCCUUCGACCUCAGCAUGGAAUAAACACCCUGUAUGUGUACCACCCCACCCCCUGACCCAUCUGGCGGCGCUACUUAUAUUUUGCACGCAAAUUCAUGCGUCAGUAGAGCAAAGUUUAUUAUUGAAAUUUUAACAUUUUGUGUAUUUGUGUCCAUCAAUACGGACAGUAGUUUCUAAUUUACUUAUAAUGUGUAAAUUUUUAGGCGCUGACUGUGGUGAUGGUGGGUGGGGGUAGUUAGUAACGUUACUUGUAUGUAUGUGUUGCGUCGCCGCGCGCCGAGGCUAGCUCGCCGCGCCGGCCCCUUCUGUGGUAUAUUUAUAGUAAGGCAAGACGAGUGGCACUUUUAUUAUAUUCUCAAAAACAUGUAAUCGCGUUAUAUGUGUUAAUUAGAUAAGUUGCAGGUUUCUGUGAACUUAUAUGGCAACAAAUAUCAGCAGUUCUUCCAAAAAAGUAAUUUGUAAAUAAAUGAGGGUUACACAACGAAUCCUUCAAGGUUUUAUAUUUUGUUGUUUAAAGUUUGAAACAUGUUUAAAGGAACGACUCUGGUUUGGUUCACAUCACCGAGCACGGCAGGAUAAAUGGAAUGGGUUAUUUAAUUACGAUAGUGAACUAAAGUGUUUCCAGCUUUAAAUUGUACACGUGUUAAUUUUAAUAUUCAAUAGCGUAAAUUAAUUGCUCAUAACUUUAGACGUAGGGUCUUUCGCAAGACGUUUUCAUUUUAAUUUGGUUGCAUUACAACUUCAACAGAACAAGCAAUUAGAAUAAAAGUAUGUUCAAUUUCAUUAAGAUGUUCUCCUAAUAAUAUAGAAAAAAAAGUCAGGACGGUUUGUAAAAUAAGUUAUUAAAAUAGUAAUAAAGCUACGGAGGCCACGUUGGCUUCGCUGACCGCACAAGUUGAGUUGUUCAGUCGAAGUUGCAGGUGCGACCCACAAGUUGUAGGUUAGAUAGUUAUGAGCAAACCCGUACUAGUGUUACAGUAAUUGAUGUCGUAUUAUAUUGCAUGUAAAGUUCACUAUCCAACUCUUACGAUUUUCCACGUUCAGUCAGAUUCAUGUCUUGAUGUCCUAAACUGCGAUCACUAAAUGUAUGUCACAGAAAGUAACACACACUUUUAUACUCGUAUGUAUUAUGUAUGUCUAUCUAUACCACAGUUUUUUUUAUUAUUAUAUUUUAUUUUUUUAUUUACUUAUUAUUCUUUUUUAUGUAGGUAUAUUUUUUAUUUGAGUUUUUAUGUUGUACCUUUGCUUUGUAACUAGAAUGCCGAGCAGUCGCUUCGAGCUAAUAACCAACUAAGCUGUGCCGCUGACAUUUUCCAUUUCAGUUGAUUGAGUUUUCCAUCAGAAACUUCGCAGAGACAGAACGAAGCUGAAAUGAAAUGAGAUAGAAUCGGAACUAUACUUUCAAGUACAUCUUUUGAAAGGAUAACUGAUUCAAACAAAAGAUAAAAUAUUCAGUAACAGAAAAUGUAUUAUUUUAGUUAAGAAAUGCAAAAGUGAGCAUCCAAUCACAGGAGUCGGGACGCUGACAAGUUUGAAAUUAGAAUGUCGGAAACUGUUAAAAACUGUUUCUCGGGCCCAGUAGCGGCUACUCCAGCUUUACAACAUCAUUCAUGCCAACACCAGCUCUAAUGCUUUACGAUAGAGAUAAGGUUCGCUUGGAAAAUCUCUGUAGUAUAAAAGGUAUUUGAUAAGUAACGGAUUGGGUUUGUUCUGUAUUUUAAAAUGCGAACCGUUAAACUUUUGCCUUUUUCAUAAACGUGCUUACUAAUGUCAUGUAUUUUUUUACCUUUACUUCACCCUUGGUAAUGGCUAUUUUGAAGAAAAUCUAAUUUACUUCUUAGCUGUUACGUAAAUUUUUAACUUGAAACUGCUACAAAAUUCUGUCUUUGUACAAAAUUAAUCACUAACAAUGAUGUAAAACUUAGUUACAGCCCUACUUAUAACGUAUCGUUGGCACACAUUAUUUGACGGUCGCGGUGGCUGCUCCAGAUGAGGACCAGAACCCUGGUUCAGCUGCUCCGAACAUGCUAUCGCUCGGCAACAUUAUUUUAACAUUUCAUAUUUUUAUUUUCAAUCACUGAGAUUGACUUUCCGUGUCACUGAAACGAUUCCUAUGUUAUUUUUUUCAUAACUUUUAUAUUGAAGAUAUUAUGGUACAUUACUUUUAGCUAUAUUUUUUGUUGAACUACCAAUUGUUUUAAAGUAUUGGGUUAUUUUAAACUGUUAAUUGUUUUUUUUUAUUUUUUAUUUUAAUUAUUCAUGUUUUACUUAGGAAUGUUACGCUAAAUCUUACGCUGCGCGAAUAAUUGUAGUGGGUGAGGUCUUUUGACGUUAACCUUGUAAAGAAUGUGAACUAGGUAGCUAAAUGAAAUUUUAAAAUGUUUGAUAAUGUGUGAGGAAGAGUGUUAGCUGGGCGAUUUUUUUCAAUCAGUUUGAUAAUUUGUAUGAUUAUUUUACUCUAAAGACUAGGAACCAUAAAGUAGGGAUAUUUUUUCCAUGAAACAGGGUGUUCAGACAAUGAUCGACACUAUCAUUAUUUUUAUAGGAACAUAAAAUUACAGCUUUAUUUUCUGAAAUGGUUAAACUUUGGAUUUUAUUUAUUUAUGUAAUCUUAUGGUUCUUCUUCAUAUUUCUACAAUGGUUAAAUCAUAAGUUAGUGUACUUUAUGUAUGUAUAUUAUAUGUUUACAUAAUUAUAAUUAGAUUAUUGAUUAUAUUUAGUAUAUAAGUUCCUUCUCCCAUAUUCUUAGUCGUUACCUCAAUAAACUCAAUUUUGGCCACGUUACACUGGGCACAUGAUACAUGGUUAAAAACGGUAUUCGUCGAAGUAGUAACCCUGGUAGAAACAAACUAAGAUAAGCGUGGAAUAGCUGGUUGUGUUUGGCCUCCAUUCAGCAUUUACACAUUAUCGUAGUGGAGCAGAAGCUCAAGACCCAUACAUAACACCUGACAGGCUCGAAAAGCUAUUCAAACUAGGUAUAUUCCACGUUUAUUGGUACUAUACUAUAUUUUAGACGAGGAACCAUGUUUAUAAGAUUAAUGGGGGAACAACCAAGAAUAUUAAACAUAAAAAAAUCUUUAAAAUUAAUUUCAAUUAUAAGUAAAUUAAGGAAUCUUUAAAAUAAUGUGAUCAACAUUUCGUGCUAUUAUAAGUUCGUCUUUUUAAAAUUAAUACUUACGUUGUGUGUAAUAUAUUGUUUGGACCCUUAGUAUGGAGACCGACUAUUAUAAUUUCAGUAUGAAUACUCCCAAUAUUCUGGAUAAUUACAUAAUUUAUUGUCUCUUUGUAUCUCCGCCUUGCCGACAGUUUCUGGAACCGGGAAUUUAAACGUGACCUUAUUGUUCAAUCAUUAUUUACUUUCAAUAAUACAGCGCGCCAGUAGCUUUGAUUUUUAGGAUAACUGUGCCUAUUGCAUCUUUUAAAUUUAAGUUGUUCUAUAUUAAUAUAGAACAUUGUAAUUAUAUGUUAAUAAAGAACUUACUUACAUUUUUCUUCAAAUUAGGUACUUCUACAAUUCUAAACAUUUGUUGUCUGAAUGGAUAAUCUGUAGCUAUAAACUACAACGUAAUGUAUGGUUAAAUAUGUGAGACAUUGCAGAAACUGGCGGCAAGAGGGUCACUCCGUGAAACCAGCCUCUUACUUAACAUUGCGCUGUGAAAAUUUAUAUUUAACAAUAUUUUUAAACGAUAUAUUAUGAAAGAAUACUAAGUAUUUCUUAUAAAUUACGACUGAACGAUUUUUGAACCUAUAUUGAAACUAGCGUAUAACUAAGUUUUUAGUCUGUAACCAGAAUAUAUAAUAUAUUUUCAAUGUUAUACAUGAGUAUGACAUCCCUUCGAAGCACCCACUCCAUGUGCGUGCGCGUCUCUGUUAGAUAUAAGUCUGGGUUAUAAACAUCCCAGUGACAAAAUGUUCUAGCUAGUAAUUAUAAUUAUUAUAUACCUAUGUUUAACUUAAUGAAAUAUGUGUUAUAGAUAUAAUAACUUCUGUGCGUAAAACAUUGAUUGUCUAUGUCGAAACGUAUUUAAACUUUAUAGGGUACUUAAAUGAAAUCUGUAAUCAUAUUUAAAUGUGUUUUAAGGUGACACGUGGUUUCCAUCCAAAUAGCAGUUAUUACUUAUUACAAGUAAUCACAAACAGCCAAUUAACUUUCCGAAUUGAUCUUCAUAGAAUGUCGAUGUUUAAUACUAAAUAUUAUUAAUCAAUAAAGAAUUUUCUGUAUGGCAUUAAA
Messenger RNA from Plutella xylostella (diamondback moth), 5520 nucleotides. RefSeq names its product dipeptidase 1. Lineage: Eukaryota; Metazoa; Arthropoda; Insecta; Lepidoptera; Plutellidae. Gene Ontology annotation, biological process: proteolysis. The record is from RefSeq and is a predicted model, not a curated record. Gene Ontology annotation, molecular function: metallodipeptidase activity.